AUGGAAGUGAAAUUCAUUAUUGGCAAGUACAGUGACAGGAGACCCCAGAGGGCUGAGCCGCAAAGAAUUUGCAGAGCCCUGUAGCUAACUCCAUGGCCCAGUUUGAUCUUGAAGUCAUUGUCUUGGAUAAUCCUCUCAAAUCUGUUCCUGUACUUAAGAGACAUUCAGCACAUGACUGAGCUCCCUCUCAGGUUCCUUCACAUCGACCUGUCAGAGCUGACUUUCAGGGAAUGUACAUCACAUCAAAUCAUCCAACAGAUGGUCCUUUCAAAUAAGUUGGAACAGAACCAACUAUAUGGAGAAGUCAUAAACAAGGAAACAGGCAAUCCAAUUUUCAAUGGAUUGGAGUCACUCUUUGUUAAAACAAACAAACAAACAAACAAAACUCAGUCUCUUGAGUGGAACAUGAGUCCUACAGAAUGUGUGAGCACUAAGCAGAUUGAAUCUUGCUCCGCUUGGGCUCAUGCUGUGAUAGGAGAUACAGAGGGACACUUUGGAGUCCAAGCUCUUCAUCAUCUCAAUGAAGUGUUCUUCAAUGUCACAGCUCUAAGAAGUAACACAUUUUAA
Carlito syrichta (Philippine tarsier) is the source of this 567-nucleotide messenger RNA. Its product is annotated as chromosome unknown C15orf54 homolog. Lineage: Eukaryota; Metazoa; Chordata; Mammalia; Primates; Tarsiidae. The record is from RefSeq and is a predicted model, not a curated record.